UUCUCCUCCGUUGUGUCAACGAUAUUGUGUUUACCACUACACUAUUUUUUGGAGCAAAAACGAAUACACUGAACGCUGUGGCUUUGCGCUUCUUUUGCAUGAGUGUGUCAAAUCCAUUCGCUACUUGUCAACGUCUCAAGUCAACAUAGCAGAUUUUCCAAGUUCCGUAUUCAACAUUCACUCUGAAAACAUUAAAACCGUAUUCAAAGUUUCAGUUUUUGCUUGCAAAUUAAAUAUCAAACAAUUUCCAUACUUUCGAUACAUUCGAUUUGGUAUACUGUUAAAAUGGCAAACGUGUUGAAAAGUAGCGCUUUGUCCGAUGCGAUUGCAAAGAUGUAUCUCAACGAACAAUUGGCCAACGUUCAUUUCGAAUUCAAAGUCAAUGACGAAAUUGAAAAAGUUCCAGCGAACAAAGGUGUAUUGGCUGCUCUCAGCCCGGUGUUUCAUAAAAUGUUCUAUGGAUCGCUGACAGAGAAAGGUGACGUUGCCAUUACUGAUGCGGAUGCCGAUGGAUUCAAGGAAUUUCUCCGGUUGUUCUAUAUGAGUGAGGUGACUCUUACUAUGGAAAAUAUGGAGAUCGUUGUUCGUUUGGCCGACAAAUACGAUGUCCUCGAACAUGUCAACGCAUGUGCUACAAUUUUAAAAACCCAAUUGACACCGGAUAACAUGUGCUGGAGUUAUCAGUUGGCUGUGAAUCUCAAAAAUGAAGAAAUGAUCGAGUUCUGUGAGGACCAAAUCGUCAAGUCGCCGAAGGAAGUUUUUGCCAGCGAUUCAUUUAAACGCUGCGACAAAAGUACUCUAAAGCGAAUUCUGGAGCUGAGCUUGAUCUGCGCAGAAGUCAACGUAUUCGAUGCCUGUUUGACGUGGGCCAAACAUGCAUGCGAAAAAAACGAUUUGGAUGCAGCGCAAGCAGUAAAUUUACGAACUCAACUCGGCGACUGUUUGAAGUUGAUUCGAUUUGGUGCAAUGACAAACGAUGAAUUUUUCAAACGUUACGUGUCGCUGAAAGAAUUGUUCACAUCGGAAGAGUUCGAAGAUAUAACACUUACAUUAUUGUUGAAGGAACACAAACCGAAAAUUUUCAAUCGAAACCCUCGAUGCUACACAUGGGAUGCUUCAGAUGUUUUACAAUGUUGGCGGAAAACUAAACAUGGAGGGUCGAAAAAGUACAUAAAAACUUCAGAAAUAACCUCUUUUUCAUCGAAUAACCAUGUGCUGUUGGGGAAGAUUCGAACUACAUUUGCCAAAGGCCAUUUAUCUAAACUAAUUGGAACAAAGAUCGAAGUAACUAUCACCGAGCGCAAGGACCUCGCAUUUGAAUCAACUGUAUUGCCAAAAGUUCUUUUUGAAUACACAUCAUUGUUUGACUCUAAGGUGGCUGAGCUGGUAGUGAUCUUGCCGCAGCUGAUUCUGAUUAAGCCACAAAGAAUGUAUGAAGUUCGCUUGGAAGUUCAAUCACCUGAUGGAUGCUGGUAUUACUCAGACUGUCAGCCAAUGGGUGAAAUGGAAGACGGGACCAAAAUUCAGUUUCAUCGAAAUCCAAACCUGGACUAUGAUAACCUAUCCAAUGGCUGGAUUUCUUGUUUGUACUUCAACAAAGUUUUGGAUUAAAAAUAAGGAUAAAGAUUUUUUUGGAAAAAAGUUCAAUCCAAUGAAUAAAAUACCAAUUUAAAAA
Molecule: messenger RNA, 1675 nt
Organism: Sitodiplosis mosellana (orange wheat blossom midge)
Lineage: Eukaryota; Metazoa; Arthropoda; Insecta; Diptera; Cecidomyiidae
Product: BTB/POZ domain-containing protein 6-B-like
Exons: 1
Coding region: 286-1611 (441 amino acids)
Molecular function (GO): protein binding
Source: RefSeq, a predicted model, not a curated record